AUGCGUCCAAUGAACAGAAGAUUUCGACGGGUUGUUACACCUUCUCAGAAAGCAAAGAGAACCGUAUCAGAGUUACAAUGUGAUGAUUAUGUCUGGUUUGUGGUCCGACGUGAUCAAGUUAUUCAAGCGUACAGACACACCCUUUUUUAUUGUGUCCAUUCAGAAAACUGGGGAAUCAAGACUGAGUGCUCAAGGCUAUGGUUCACAACCAUUUACUUGACAAAUGAGAAAAAGUUGUAUAAUUUUCGAUUCAGUGUUGACGCAAAUUCAUUUUUAAAAACAAUGAUUGUUGAGAUGAGUGUACUGCGUGUGGCGGCACUCUCUGGGAACAUCGCUUAG
Molecule: messenger RNA, 339 nt
Organism: Mucor mucedo
Lineage: Eukaryota; Fungi; Mucoromycota; Mucoromycetes; Mucorales; Mucoraceae
Exons: 5
Coding region: 1-339 (112 amino acids)
Source: RefSeq, a predicted model, not a curated record